AUGAGUUCUCUGAACAAGCUGGCCAUCGACCAACUCAACCUCGCCGGAAAGCGAGUCCUCAUUCGCGUCGACUUCAACGUGCCGCUCAAGGAGGGAAGAAUCACCAACAACCAGCGCAUUGCCGCUGCCGUUCCGACCAUCCAGCACGCACUCAAAAAUGGAGCCAAGUCGGUUGUCCUCAUGUCUCACUUGGGACGUCCGGACGGAAGGCGUCAGGACAAGUACACUUUGAAGCCAGUGGCCGACGAACUCAAGACCCUUCUCAACAAGUAAUUGUAGUUUUCAUUUAAAAAUCAACAUGCUCGUGUCUUUCCAGGGACGUCAUCUUCCUUAAUGAUUCUGUCGGAACGGAAGUGGAGGCCGCUUGCGCUGACCCGACUCCAGGAACCGUCAUCCUGCUCGAGAAUCUUCGUUACCAUUUGGAGGAAGAAGGAAAAGGAGUCGAUGCGGCCGGAAACAAGGUCAAGGCGGAUCAGGCGGCAGUGAAGAAGUUCCGCGAGUCACUCACCAAGCUGGGAGACGUCUACAUCAACGACGCCUUCGGAACCGCUCAUAGAGCUCACAGCUCGAUGGUUGGAGUGGAGCACUCUCAACGCGCCAGUGGAUUCCUGCUCAAGAAUGAGCUCUCAUACUUCAGCAAGGUAUACUGAUCUCCUCAACGUUUCUAUUCGACACUUUUUCAGGCUCUCGACAACCCAGCCCGGCCUUUCCUCGCCAUUCUCGGAGGAGCCAAGGUCGCUGACAAGAUCCAGCUGAUCAAAAACCUGCUCGACAAGGUCAAUGAGAUGAUCAUCGGAGGAGGAAUGGCCUACACUUUCCUCAAAGUUUCGCAGGGAGUCAAGAUCGGAAACUCGUUGUACGACGAAGAAGGAGCCAAGAUCGUGAACGACUUGCUCACCGCCGCCAAAGAAAAAGGCGUCCAGAUCCAUCUUCCGGUCGACUUUGUCAUUGCCGACAAGUUUGCCGAGGAUGCUUCCGCGAAAGUCGUCUCCGCGUCCGAAGGCGUUCCAGAUGGCUUCAUGGGACUCGACGUCGGACCGGAGUCCUCCAAGAUCUUCGCCGCCGCCAUUCAGCGCGCGAAGACCAUUGUCUGGAAUGGACCGGCCGGUGUGUUCGAGUGGGACAAGUUCGCUACUGGAACAAAGGCUCUGAUGGACGAAGUGGUCAAGGCGACCGCUUCCGGAGCAAUCACCAUCAUCGGAGGAGGAGACACCGCCACUGCCGCCAAGAAGUACAACACCGAGGACAAGGUGUCCCACGUGUCGACCGGAGGCGGAGCCAGUCUCGAACUUCUCGAGGGCAAGGUCCUCCCAGGAGUCGACGCGCUCAGCCCGGCCCAAUAA
Caenorhabditis sp. 36 PRJEB53466 is the source of this 1343-nucleotide messenger RNA. NCBI's taxonomy places the organism in Eukaryota, Metazoa, Nematoda, Chromadorea, Rhabditida, Rhabditidae. The record is from the annotation of a GenBank genome assembly.